AUGCCCUCAGCACACCCAAAACCUAUCCUGCCUCCCUCUCUGGUCGCUGUCACGGGUGCCAAUGGCUUCAUAGCCCAGCAUUGUAUAUCUUGUCUGUUGUCCGAAGGUUACCGAGUUCUGGGCACAGUUCGGUCUCAGUCAAAGGUUGAUCAAGUUCUCGAACUCCACGAAAAUGAUCCCAAUCUCUCUGUCAGAGUGGUAGAGGACAUUACCUCUGUCGAAGCAUAUAUCUCAGCCUUCGCUUCAACUCGGCCAGACGCAAUCUUGCAUCUCGCUGCGCCUUUUCACUACGAUACUAGUGACUUAGAGAAAGAUCUUAUGAUUCCUACGGUCAGAGGCUCGACCGCCAUUUUAAAUGCAGCUAGAGAGUUGGGCGGAGUAAAACGCAUCGUACACACCAACUCAUUUGCUGGUAUCUACGACGCCUCAAAAGGACCACAGCCAGGAAAAGUCUAUACUGCUAAAGAUUGGUCACCUCUGACCUACGACGACGGGGUAAAUGCACCUGCUGCAGCCGUGGCAUAUCGGGCCAGUAAGGCUGUAGCUGAACGGGUGGCAUGGAAGUGGAUGGGUGAUAAUCCAUCAGCACAUUUCGACCUUGUGAGCCUCAAUCCGGCAAUGGUAUUUGGAUCAUUCCUACAGGGCGCAGCUCCAGAACACCCAGAACAGCUCAACACAUCCAAUCAAAUCAUCUACGGCAUUGUGUCAGCUGGAGAGGAUGGGAUAAUACCUGCCACCCGAGGCCCAGUCUGGGUUAGCGUCAAAGACGUUGCUCUUGCACACCUCAGAGCUCUCCAAGUUCCCGAAGCUGGUGGCGAAAGAUAUCUUCUAGCUGCAGGAAUAUAUUGCAAUCAAGAGAUUGCCGACGUUGCAAGAGACGUAGCAGGGAAACACAGAGCUGUUAUUCCACGAGGGCACCCUGGGCUACGAGAGGCUUCUACUCAUUAUAGUGUUGAUGCUAGUGAGACUGAGAAGACCUUAGGAAUUAGAUGGCAGAAGCUACCAGAUAUGCUAUUUGAGUUGCUGCCACAGCUAUUCGAGAUUCAGGCAAGACCUUUGUAG
Messenger RNA from Fusarium sp. VM40, 1062 nucleotides. NCBI's taxonomy places the organism in Eukaryota, Fungi, Ascomycota, Sordariomycetes, Hypocreales, Nectriaceae. The record is from the annotation of a GenBank genome assembly.